Molecule: messenger RNA, 2113 nt
Organism: Theobroma umbraticum
Lineage: Eukaryota; Viridiplantae; Streptophyta; Magnoliopsida; Malvales; Malvaceae
Gene: CKX6
Product: cytokinin oxidase/dehydrogenase 6
Biological process (GO): cytokinin metabolic process
Molecular function (GO): cytokinin dehydrogenase activity; FAD binding
Source: RefSeq, a predicted model, not a curated record
UAAAACUCUUCCACCCAAGAAGGCAGUCUUCAUACGGAUUCUAACAACCGAAGAUAGGUUGACUCGGCCACCUAAAUCUUCCUCUUUAAAUUCCCCCCCUCACUUCUUCACUUCCUUGGUACUUCUACACCUCUCCUCUUGCUUUUGCCUUUGCUUUUGCACAUAAAUAGGAGACUCCAAGCCUUUCGUCCUCGAUUCCCUCCAAAAAAAAAUACGAAACGAAGAUAUCAUGAGCUACACACUUGUUAGCUUUCCCAGAAAAACGAACAUGCUUUUCUUAAAAAGCUUCAUGAUCUUAUUCCUCAGCUGCAUAACCAUUAAAAUCAACCUCUGCUUUCCCAGCAUUCCUUCUUCACUAAAAACACUUUCCAUCGAUGGACAUUUCAAUUUUGAAGAAGUUGACCAUGCAGCGAAAGAUUUCGGCAAUAGAUACAGGUUCCUUCCGUUGGCAGUGCUACACCCCAAGUCUGUUUCUGAUAUUGCCACCACGUUGAAGCAUAUUUGGCAGAUGGGUCCUCGUUCAGAACUCACAGUUGCAGCUAGAGGCCAUGGCCACUCACUCCAGGGUCAGGCACAAGUCCACCGAGGAGUUGUGAUCAACAUGGAAUCACUCCAAGGCCCUAAAAUGCAGGUUCACGCUGGGAAAUUCCCCUACGUGGAUGUUUCCGGUGGUGAGUUAUGGAUAAAUAUCCUGCGUGAAAGUCUGAGACAUGGGUUAGCACCAAAAUCCUGGACAGACUACCUGCAUUUAACGGUUGGCGGGACUCUGUCCAAUGCUGGGAUCAGUGGACAAGCAUUUCGUCAUGGACCGCAGAUCAGCAAUGUUCACCAACUGGAAGUUGUUACAGGGAAAGGAGAGGUGGUGAAUUGCUCAGAGAAGCAGAACAGCGACCUCUUUUACAGUGUUCUUGGAGGACUUGGUCAGUUUGGCAUCAUAACACGGGCAAGAAUAUCCCUGGAACCGGCACCUGAAAUGGUGAAAUGGAUUAGAGUGCUGUACACCAAUUUUGCCACAUUUGCCAGGGACCAAGAGAAGCUAAUUUCUGAGGAGAGCACGUUUGACUAUAUUGAAGGAUUUGUGAUAAUAAACAGGACUGGUCUAUUGAAUAACUGGAGAUCAUCUUUCAAUCCACAAGACCCUGUACAAGCCAGCCAAUUCAAGUCGGAUGGAAGAACUCUCUUCUGUCUAGAAUUAGCAAAGUACUCCAAUCCAGAAGAAAUGGCUGCAGUGAAUCAAGAAAUUAAGAAUUCACUAUCUCAGUUGAACCAUAUUCCAUCAACACUUUUCCUGUCGGAAGUUCCGUACAUUGAGUUUUUAGACAGGGUUCACAUUUCCGAGAUCAAACUCAGGUCAAAAGGCUUGUGGGAAGUUCCACAUCCAUGGCUGAAUCUUCUUAUACCUAGAAGUAAAGUCCACAAUUUUGCUCAAGAAGUCUUUGGCAAUAUCCUGACGGAUACAAGCAAUGGCCCCAUCCUCAUCUACCCCGUUAACAAAUCAAAGUGGGACAAUAGAACCUCUGUUGUUAUACCAGAAGAAGAUGUCUUCUAUUUAGUGGCAUUCCUUUCUUCCGCGGUUCCUUCCUCGACAGGAACUGACGGCUUAGACCACAUCUUAAUUCAGAACAAAAGAAUAUUAGAAUUUUGUGAGAUAGCUCGUCUUGGGGUCAAGCAAUACCUUCCCCACUAUUCUACACAGGAAGAAUGGCAAGCCCAUUUUGGCCCACAGUGGGAAGUUUUCGUCCAGAGAAAAUCCACUUACGACCCUUUGGCAUUGCUUGCUCCUGGCCAAAGAAUAUUCCAAAAGCCAAUAGCUUACUCGUGAUAGCAUCCAUGUUAUAAAUAGUAACUUUUUUUUUUCUCAAAGAAAAAGGAGAUGCAGUGCAGCAUGCAGGAAAAUGUUUUAGCAGCAUACACUGUAAAUUGAUACUACUCAGGUCCAGGUGCCUCUUAAAUAUUGUAAUGUACAAUGAGGAGGCUUAAGGCUAGUUGAAAAUUUUUUUUCAACCAAAAAGGUCAACAAUAUCAUAUGCUAAGUAUUGGCUAGAGUUGUAAAAGGCACUGGACAAAAAUCAGUGCCCUAAAGGGAUUAUGUAAAUACUGAAUUUGCUUGUUA